AUGCUGACCAGAUUUUCAAGAAGAUUAAUAGGUGCUCAUAAAUUUUCUCUUCCUGACAUAAAAACUCAUAAUAUUGACCCAAAACUUGUCCCUACAGAAGCAGAAUCCACAAAAGACGAACUAAUGAAAUAUUUGACUGAUAUGAUGACAAUUAGAAGGCUAGAAAUCCUUGCUGAUGACCUAUAUAAAAAUGAAAAAAUAAGAGGCUUUUGCCAUUUAAGUGAUGGACAAGAAGCCAUUGCAGUUGGCAUGGAAGCUGCAGUUACUUAUGAAGAUAGCCUAAUCACAGCAUAUAGAGACCAUGGAAAUGCUUAUAUGCGCGGGAUAAGUCUAGACCAUAUUUUUGCUGAGCUAUUCGGAAAAGCUUCUGGCUCAAGCAAAGGAAAAGGAGGCUCAAUGCAUUUUUAUCAUAAAGAGCACAGCUUUUAUGGAGGAAAUGGCAUUGUUGGAGCUCAAUGUGCAAUUGGGGCAGGCCUUGCAUUUGCUUUAAAAUACAAAAAGAAGCCAAAUGUCGCCUUAAUAUUAUUUGGAGAUGGAGCUUCUGCCCAAGGUCAAUUAUACGAAGCAUCUAACAUGGCUGAGCUAUGAAAAUUGCCAGCCAUUUUUGUAUGUGAAAAUAAUUUGUAUGGUAUGGGUACUCCUAUUGAAAAAGCCUCUGCAAAUUUAGAGCUUUAUACAAAAGGUCACCCAAGUCCUGGUAUUAAAAUUGAUGGUCAAAAUAUUUUAGCUGUCAGAGAAACUUUUCACUUUGCAAAAGAUUAUGCUUUAAAAAAUGGUCCAAUUUGGAUAGAAUGUGCAACAUAUAGAUAUCAUGGCCAUUCAAUGUCUGAUCCUGGAGUUUCUUAUAGAAAAAGAGACGAAAUCACAGCAGCAAGAGCAGCAAAAGACCCUAUACAGAAAGUAAAAGAUUGGCUUAUAGAAAAAAAUGAAGCAACUGAAGAGGAGCUUGAUAAGAUGGAAAAAAAUAUAAGGAAAAAAGUGCUAGAGAUCGCAAAUAAAGCAAAAGAGGAGCCUUGGCCAGAUCAUAAAGAGCUAUUUACAGAUGUUUAUGGUCCAGGAAGAAAAUAUUUUUAUAGGAAUAUUGAAUUUAAAAAUAGCACCAUGUUCUAA
This is a messenger RNA of Blepharisma stoltei, 1110 nucleotides long. The record is from the annotation of a GenBank genome assembly. NCBI's taxonomy places the organism in Eukaryota, Ciliophora, Heterotrichea, Heterotrichida, Blepharismidae.